Molecule: messenger RNA, 4176 nt
Organism: Seriola dumerili (greater amberjack)
Lineage: Eukaryota; Metazoa; Chordata; Actinopteri; Carangiformes; Carangidae
Gene: irf2bp1
Product: interferon regulatory factor 2-binding protein 1-like
Exons: 3
Coding region: 25-1347 (440 amino acids)
Biological process (GO): regulation of transcription by RNA polymerase II
Cellular component (GO): nucleus
Molecular function (GO): transcription corepressor activity
Source: RefSeq, a predicted model, not a curated record
CUCAGGUUAGCUACCUGGCCAGCCAUGUCGUCCCCCUCCUCCUCCAGGCGCCAGUGGUGCUACCUGUGCGAUCUGCCUAAGAUGCCCUGGACUGUGGUAUGGGACUUCAGCGAGGUGGUUUGCCGUGGCUGUGUAAACUACGAGGGAGCUAAUCAGAUUGAAUUCCUGAUAGCGAGCGCCCGACAGCUGAAACGAACUCACGGGAUGCAGGACGGUAACGUCAGGUCACCUGGUCCCUCGCCCAAUAAACAUGGCACAUCUGGCAGAGGAGAGGCAGCGGCUGACGGAGGCAGGCCCCACGUCGACCGCUUCGACAGAGGAGGAAGAGGAGAAAGCACCGGGUCAGCUGUUCGUGUGCCGCCAAACGGGCUGCACCGUGACGGGCAGCCGCCUCAAGAGGUGAACCGUCAGAGCCCCAGCGGCAGCCGGAGACCCAUGCUUGGAGCUGCCAUCCCACCCAGUCUAGUAACUCAAAGUAUCGCAGGGAUUCCCCAUGGGCUACUUGCGGGCAUGCCAGCGGGCCUGACCGCCAGGACAGCCCCCAUGAGCAGCCCUAUGAUCUUCCCAGCCCCGGUGCUGGCCGAGAUGAGCCGCAGACAGCUGGGAAUAGGUAUGGGGAUAGCCCCAUUUAUCACUCCAGAGCUGGAGCGAGAGCUCAGUUCGUCCCAGAACCAGCCCAAGACACAGACGCAGGUCCACACAGCUGUGGCUGGCAGCAGCGCCAGCAAAAGUACAGGCCUCCCUUCUUCGUCCUCCUCCAUGGCGGGAGGUGUGAGCCAAACGAGCCCCAAGCCUGCCUCAUCUCCAGCCAGGCAGCCACGUCCCCUUGCUGCAAGGUCCGGAGGGGAGCCCCUGGGCUCCAGUACCUCAGCAGAGGCGGCCACCACAGCUGCAGCAUUACCCCACAGUGGUGCCUCUGAGUUGGGUUCAGCAUCCACCAGCAACACCCAUUCAACCGGAAACCCUCUGUCCUGCACCUUGUGUCACGAGAGGCUGGAAGACACACACUUUGUUCAGUGCCCAUCAGUGCCAGGGCAUAGGUUCUGCUUCCCCUGCACCAGAGUGUACAUCCAGAGCCGGCGGGGAGACGGGGAAGUGUACUGCCCCAGCGGAGAGCGGUGUCCGUUGGAUAACUCUCCCAACAGUCCCCCUUGGGCCUUCAUGCAGGGAGAGGUCUCCACCAUACUGGGCACUGCUGGAGCAGGAGCUGCAUCAGCUGCUGCAUCUGGAGCUGGGUCAGGGCCUGGAGCUGCAGCUGCAUCUGCAUCUGGUGCCGGAAGCGGAACUGCCAGCGGAGCCGGAUCUGGGAAUGGAGACAUCACUGUCAAGAAAGAGAGAGAGACGUGAUGGUGAUUUCCAUGGAAACCAAGUCCCAACACAGCAACAGAGUCGUAUCACAAACCAAAAGGAGAUGUCUGCACUGGACUGUUGAGAGAUCCAGAGGAGAGGCAACACAGCGACCCACAGUACAGAAAACCUCCAUUACACAGGUCUUAACUCCACCUACUCAUACCACCCAGUUUUAUCAACAUUAUCAGACCUGUCUGACUGAAGUUGCAAAGCCUGUCUUUAGAAAUGGUCAUUCAUUUUUAUCAAAUUCUACAGCUCUGAUGUACAGAGAAUGUGAAAUAAAAUUUCAUGAAUCAUUUUAAAUUACCCAGUGCAUCCAUUGCAUUGCGAGCUUACCCUCAUCUAUGUUCACUUCAGCAAACAGCAGAGAUCUUAGUAAAAUAAAACCACAACUUUAGAGUCAUAAUCAAGUGUUUAAAUUAAACUGGCCAUCAUGAUGGACUGUUGGAACCAGAUGUUCAGAACUAAUCAACAGCUGAACAGUGGCUACUUCUGUAAAGUUAGUAGUAAUUGUUGACACAACUGACCAAGCCCACAAUGUCACUGGCACCUAGCCCCUGUUAGCAGCUGGAAAUAUAUGGGCUGAAGCAACACAUAAGACAACACCAGUUUUCAACAACUUUUCCACAAACAAAAUCUCACACUAUUAGAAUCAUUUGGAAGAUGCUGCCAUUGCAUAAAAAAUUCAAGAUGCACUUUAAGACACAACCAUAGCCAACAGGACUACGAGAGUUUGGCCAGUAGUGUAUUAAUCUACUAUUGGCAUUGGUUUUAUUUGCUAUGUAGAGGGCAUAACUGCUGAUGGUAGGUUGUUAGGUAACCUAACAGAGGGACGUUUACUGUUUUAAUGACCUCUCAAACUCACAGAAAUUAGCCAUGGUGCAGUGUUUAUUGUAAUGGUACACUGAAUAUUUUGUUUGCACGGGAAAGCACAAAAGCUUGCUUCCACAGUUCCAACACAAACAUUGAAAUGCAGUAGCCACGGUUGUUAUGUAUCUUUUUCCUUGUUGAUGAACAAACUGGUGACUGCCAGCAUGCAGCAGGUGGUCAGAUCUCAGACUGUUCGCUGUAAAAUACAGGCUGUUCUGAGCCGAAACAAGUUGGAAAUUAUGUGUCUCAGACAAAAUUCCAUUUUCUCUGCCAAUGCUGGGUAUAAAUUAAAUAUUUGUGCUUCUACAAAUACAACUACAAUAACAACUGACAUAAAAUUGACAGUUAUGAUGACAAAGUGUACCUUAAAUUCUAAAUACAGAUUUAUUGUCUUUUAUUGUUUUAUGACUGAGUCUGUGUCCUGGUGCACAAUCAGAUUUUGAAGUUUAUUUUCAAACAAGUAGAAAAACUCUCCACUAAAACACCUAAACAUGCAAACCGAUGUGAGAUGUGGACAGAGUGCCGGCAGUGACAUUUCUCUGUACGUCUGUGCAUUUGUUUUUCGUCAGCUUUAAGCGAAGCUGAAAGAAGAAUGUUUGCUGUGUAAAAACGAGUCAUCUGUCAGAGCAUCAACCAGCCACAGAGACUCUGUGUAUGACUGUAUUUAAAUGUCGCUUUCAUAUAAGAUCCAGCCCAGCCUACGCUUUACCCCGAAUGUAUAUGAAAAGAUAUCUAUUGAUAGACCUAGGACUAUAUUUUAUACUAGAAUGUUAAAUGUUAUAUACUGUAUAGACCUAUGAUAGUAUGUAUGUGCAAUCCUUAGUCAUAGUAUAUGCAACAGUUUGGAAUAUGUAAUUAAAAAUGAUUGCAUAUAAUUUCUUAAACCUUUUGUUUUUUAAAGUGAGAACCCACCUAAAAGCAUAAUGAUUCAUCUGUGAUCCUGAAAGGUUCGAUAUCAUUCAUGAAUGAGUUUCUCCGAAAACUAGAAACAAGACAUCUUUUUCUAUGGAAUCAGUUUUAAAAAGUACAUUUUCGGUUUUGAAGUGAUCAGAGUUACAAUGAAAUGAAUCUUAUUUUGAUUUAAACAAACAACCACACAAGUCUUUUGAGCUUGCUUUCCAUUCAUAGUCAAUGGAACCAAUGUGGAUGACCAUGCACACCUGUUUGUCACCUUUUUCAGACUUAGUUUGAUAAACAUGUUAAGGGAUCAAAUGUUCCUAAAUUGAACAAUCCAGCAGUUACACACUCACAUGUUGAAAGUGAUUAGUUUUUGGUGGAUUCUCUCUUUAUGUGCAGUAUGUACUUGUCAGUACAGAAGCACAGACAAACCAAAGGUCAUUUUAUGCCCAAACUGAUGUUUCUGGAUGUAAAUGUUUUAUGGAAAAAUAAAUAUAUUGCUAUAUUUCUUGGCCAGGUGUUAACCUGUUUCCUUCAUCAAGCCGUUACAGUUUACAGGCCCAUGUGGUCUACUGUACUCAUGGGAUUUUACAUAUAAAAGUCUAUUGUAUUCAGCAGAUGCUUAUAUAGGCCUUCUAUAUUGAGAGAAUAUCCCACAGAUCAGGUCUGUUGUAGAGAAAUGUCUUUGAAGAAGUGGAAUUUAAGUUUAAUAUGCACUGAUACAUCAUGCAAUCCCUUGUUAAGUGCCUUUUUUAAAAUGUUUACCGCCUGUUUGUGUGUCUGGGAACCUCAGGGGAAGUAGGAGUGCAAUGGCUUUUUUAUUGUCUAGUCAAUGAUUAACCUGAAUCUGUUUCCCUUCAAUCGCCAUCAGACGUCUUUUGCUUUAAUCUGAAGCCUUUGUAAAGUGGGUAGGCCAUUCAUUGUUUGGAUAUGGUCUCUCCUCGCCUCUCUCUCUAUGUUGAGUUUCUUUUCAUUUAUGUGUUCUGUUUAGAUCUGUUGGUUUUAUUGCAGCUUCAUGUACAAAAUAGAAACCAGGAAUAAAUGGGAUGGAAACUUGUA